Messenger RNA from Trichophyton rubrum CBS 118892, 555 nucleotides. RefSeq lists its product as uncharacterized. The coding region runs from base 1 to 555 and encodes 184 amino acids. The record is from RefSeq and is a predicted model, not a curated record. NCBI's taxonomy places the organism in Eukaryota, Fungi, Ascomycota, Eurotiomycetes, Onygenales, Arthrodermataceae. The transcript has a single exon.
AUGGCAGGCAAUAUCGGUGCAUUCUGCGUUCGAAGAAGCUUACAGCACCGAUAUGUUAACCUCCAUGCAACCCGGUCAGAAACAGGCACAGUAGCAAAAACCAACGCAAGGAAAGUUAUCGUGUUAAGACAUGCUUGUGGGUCAAGGAUAGGUAUUCCCUCAGGUAAAUACUUGGUAGGGUUUACUGCCACUCCUUUACCAGAUGGUGAGCAUCGUAGCUUUUGCAAGGCGUACCUAAGCGGCUUGUGGUUCUCAAUGAGCCCAAGGAGUACCCCUCGAGAGUGUAUGACGUUGUUUUCCGUAUAUAGCAGUAAACGAUGGAGAAAGUGUGGGUCAGUGAUAUCUGUCUCCAGCGCUGCUUGUUCAAAUAACGCAUUGCCAAGGUUCUUGAGCGACGUUCCUUUCUCGUACAUCCACAUAAGUUCCGGUUUGUGCAAAACACCGCAGUCAAGGUUGUUUAUUGCUGAUAUCAUCGACUGCGUUAAAGGACCGGUAAGCCCCAUUCGCUCCAUAUAUUUUGACCUGACCGCCGUCACAAGAACGUGGUCUGUGUAA